Molecule: messenger RNA, 6021 nt
Organism: Closterium sp. Naga37s-1
Lineage: Eukaryota; Viridiplantae; Streptophyta; Zygnematophyceae; Desmidiales; Closteriaceae
Source: the annotation of a GenBank genome assembly
AUGCAGGUGUCAGAAUGCGUCAGCUCUGCACCCACCUGCACUGCACCCACCAACCUCGUCUCCCCCAUCUCCUUAUUCCCCCGUGUCCCCCGUAUCCUCAUCCUCUCGAAUGCUCUUCAGCUGGCCAGUGCCAUGUGCUACCACAUGCGUCUGUUCGGCAUGGCAUUGGACCGAUGGGACCUCAUGCACCAUGCUCCCAUCCUCGCCCACGCUGCUGCUGCUGCUGCUGCUGCUGCUGCUGCUGCUGCUGCUGCUGAAUCUGUCGCUGCUACAGCUGAAGCAACUGCAGCUAGAGAUGAAUCUGGUGCUGCUUCCGCUGGAUCGGCGGCAGCAGCAGCGGUUGCCACGACUGCAGCUGAUAUUGCUGGUGGUACCCAGCCCACGCCCAUCAGCACCGCUGUGCGCCCCUUUGGUGCGUUCUGGACCGCAUCCCACUACUGCCUCGUGCUGCCCUGCUUGGGGGAGGGAGGAGGGGACGAAAGAGGCAAAGGGGCAGCCGCAGACUUGCGAGAGGUCGAUGGGAGAGGGAAGGAUGGGAGAGGGACGAAUGCAAGCAAGGAAUGCGAAGGGGUGGAUGGAGAGGAGCAGGCGGGAGGGGCUAACGUGAGCAGGGGAGGCAAUGAUGGUAUGAUGAACAUGGGAGGUCACGAUAACAUGAGCAAGGGAGGUCAUGAUGGCAUGAGCAGGGGAGGGGAUGAUGAUGUGAUGAUCAUGUUGAUGCGGAGAAUUGACUGGGGGACGGUGGACAGGGUGGUGUCUCUGGGAGGCUGUAGUUCGGCCUUGAAAGGCUGCGCACGUGCUGCUUCUGGUGAUGCUGAUGGUGCUGGUGGUGAUGAGUUGACUUUUGAGUCGACUCAAAAGAGAAUUGACUGGGGGACGGUGGACAGGGUGGUGUCUCUGGGUGCGGCCUUGAAAGGGCGUGCAAGUGCUGCUUCUGGUGAUGCUGAUGGUGCUGGUGAUGGUGGUGGUGCUGCUGCUGCUGGUGAUGCUGCUGAUGGUGAUGGUGCUGCGGCUGCUGAAGCUGCGGAUGGUGAUACUGCUGCUGCUGCUGCUGCUGCUGAUGUCCCAAGCACCACUCAGGAUGUCCCUGCUACCACGCCUCUGCUCGUGUGUGCUCGUGGGCCUGUGGACGAACGGGAACUGCACGGCAUGGUGGCAUGUGCGGUGCACUCGCGUCUGCUGUACCAGUUAGUGGGGAGGGAUCCGGAAGGGAGGACAGCACGCAGUGAGUUCGUGGGGCCGCAUGGAGGCACUUUCCAACAGUACUUCCAGAAUCAGUACGGCAUAUCACUGCGCCAUCCCGACCAGCCACUGUUCGCUGCAUGCCAGCUGAAGCCAGAGCUGCGCAAUGCACUGCUGCUGCUGCAGAUCCCACCAGAAUUGGACACUUGGGAUCUCGUCAACAGGGCUGUCCAAUUAGGGCGAGAGGAGCAGAUGCCUGAACGUGCCAGCACUACAGUGGGGCCGGCUGUAGCAGAGAAGGCUGGAGCAAUGAAGGCUAUAGCAGACACAGCUGUAGCAGACAAGGUUUUGGCAGACGAGGCUGUUGAGGCUGUAGCAGACACAGCUGUAGCAGACAAGGUUUUGGCAGACGAGGCUGUUGAGGCUGUAGCAGACAAGGCUGGAACAGACACAGCUGUAGCAGACAAGGCUUUGGCAAAUGAGGCUGUAGCAGACACGGCUGUAGCCGAUGAGGCUCUAGCAGGCAUGGCUGCAGUAGACAAGACUACAGCAGAGAAGGAGCAGCAGCGGCAGCAGCAGCAACGCACAGCGCAGGAGGCAGAUAAGGGGCAGAAGCAGGAGCAGCAGCAGCAAGGCACGGGGCAGCAGCAGGAGCAAGGCACAGGGCAGGAGGAGGCAAAUAAGGAGCAGCAGCAGGGCAAGGAGAAGGCUAGGAGCCGGCAGAUGUCACACCUCCCAUUGGAGCUACUGGUACCGGUGCUGCCACUGCAGCACGUGCUCUUUGCCUCGCUGCUCCCCUCGCUGCUCUCCCGCCUUGACUGCCUGCUCACUGCCCGGGACAUCCGACGGUUCCUUGUGCGGCAGUAUGGGUGUGAGCGGCAGGGGCAGCAGGCACCGCGUUUUCCUGCUAUUGAUCUCCUGCCCGCCCUCGCCUGCCCAAGCACAACAGAGAGCGGCGUCGACACGUACGAGAGUGACGAGGUGACAGCUGUGUGCAGCUUGGUGCUCCCUUCCAUCCCUAUCCACCCACCAACUUGUCUCACUCUCCCUCCCUUCCUUUCCCCCCCGCACCGCAGCUCCUGCGUGCGCUCACCUGCCCCAGCACAACAGAGAGUGGCAUCGGCACGUACGAGAGCGACUAGGUGCUGUGCUGGGGGACAGCUGCGUGCAGCUUGGUGUUUCCUUCCAUUCUUGCGCCUCAGCCGUCCUUCUCCACCCACCAACACCCCACCCUCUCCCCCAUUUCCCCCUCAGCUCCUGCAAGCGCUCACCUGCCCGGGCACAACGGAGAGCGGCGUUGGGACGUACGAGAGUGACGAGGUGCUGGGAGACAGCUGCGUGCAGCUCGCCGCCUCCUGCCACCUGUUCGCUGCUGCUGGCUUGCCACCCCAGCCACAGCAUCGUGGGCAGGGGCAUGGAGAACGAAAGAGGAGUGUUUCAUACGAUGAAAGCACGGCCUCCCUGCCAACAUACGAUGACAUGAAGGGGCAGUGCGUGAAGCUAGUGUCAAACAAGCACCUUGCAGCGCUGGCAGUUAAAGCCGGAGUACCUGCUCUCGUUCGCUGCAAGCCCUUCAGACCAUCCGACUGGGUCGGCCCUCUCGUCCCUCCCUCCCACGCUGUGCUGCUUCUGGCUGACUCCCUCUCUCACGCUCUCUCACCCUCCCCUGCACACUCCCCUUCACGCUCCCCCUCACUCUCCCAGUCACAAGCAGCACCACCACCUCCUCCAUCACCCUCUCAAGCUACCGCAGUUUCUCAGAAUCUCCCUCCUGGCCCCAAAGCCCUUCUGGACUCCGCCUUCGCCUCGCUGGCAGCAGCGCAGGCAGCAGCAGCCGCCAAGUCAGCGCGCCAGCUGGGCAAGAAAACGCUUGCUGACGUGGCAGAGUCCUUGGUGGGCGCCAGCUGGCGGUGCGGCGGCGCUGACAUGGCGCUGCCGGUGCUGAGGUGGCUGGGCCUUCCUACGGAGGGUGUGGGGGAGUUGCUGAGGGGAGAGAUGACGUGGAAGGGGAAAGAGGCGGAAGGGCUGGUGGAGGGAGGGGUAUCGAGAGUUAUAGAAGAGCCAGAUGUGGCACUAGGAACGAAAGCCACGUGUAUGAAGAAGUGUUUUGAGACGUCUCAAAACACUUCUUCAUACACGUGGAAGGGGAAAGAGGCGGAAGGGCUGGUGGAGGGAGGGGUACCGAGAGUUGCUGAAGAGCCAGGUGUGGCACAUCUGGAGCAACGGGCACUAGGAAUGAAAGCAGCAGCGGCAGCUGGAGAAGAGGCAACAGUAGCAGUGGCAGCAAAAGUGGCGGCAUCGCGAGAAGCCGGGCAAAGGGUGAGUGGCAGCAAGCAUGCGUUGGAGUUACCUGGACAGCCGUCCCUGCUGCCGCUUCAGCCGCCAGAGAAACGCUUGAAAUUGCUCGAAGGGGAGUGCGUGCAGCAGCAUCAGGAGCAGGACCAGGAGCUGCAGAUCCACCAGCCCAGCUUUCUGGAACCUAGGCGCCACGUGGCAGCAGCUGGUUGGUUGUCGGAGCUGCAGGAUGCAAUGGGAUACCGGUUCAGGGAUGAGGGGAUUCUGAGGGAGGCGAUACGGGAGGGGGAGUUGAAGUGGGAGAGGCGGCUUGUGUUCCUGGGAGAAGCUGUGCUAGACUUUCUAGUCAUGCACCACAUGGUGCGAGCAACAUUUGGGGCGGCCCAUUCACCUGCUGCCACGUCACCGCAUGCCACGUCAUCACAUGCCGCCCGGCCGUCCCCGCACCAGCUGACGAACCUGCGCAAGGCCGUGAUCCACUCGGAGCGGUUCUGCCAGCUGGCGGCGUGCCGUGGGCUGCUGCGAUUGGUGCGCAAGAUACAGCGGGCGGCCAAGGCUGCUGCUGAUAGGGCUGCUUCUGAUAGGGCUGCUGAUUCGGCUGCAAGGGCUGCAGAGAGGAGUGUUGAGGAGGUGGGGAGGGUGUGGCAGAGGAAAGAGGAGGGGACGAAUGAAUGGGUACAUGCCAGUGGUUCUAGUCACAUGAAUGUUCACACGGAUUCCACUCACCUGGGUUCUGCUUCAGUAAAUCCCGCUCCCGUGGGCUCUCCUCCCACAGGCUCUGCUUCCAUGGGUUCUGCUCCCAUGAGCGCUUGUCUGAAUGGCCUAAGAAGUCAUUUGGAUGGCAUGGGGGUUCCCGAGGAUGAUGCUGAUGAUGAUGAUGAUGAUGGAGGGCAGAAGCCGUUUCCUAAGGACGUCUCUGAUCUCAUCAAGACCCUCACAGCAGCAGUCUUUCUUGACUCCACUCCUCCAAACACCGCUUCCACCGCACUCAACCCCCUCGCACCUCCCCCUCUCCAUCCCCCGUGCCCUCUCGCCCGCACGUGGCAUGCGCAGGGGGGCGGGGGAGGGGGGGAGCAGUGGGGGGGAAACUGGGGGGAGGGGUGGGGGGAGGAGUGUGGGGGAGAGUGGGGAAAAGGGGAGGAAAGGGAAGGGGAAGGGGAUGGGGCGUGGAAGCACGAGGAGAGUGGGAGGGACGGAGGGAUGGUGUGUGGGAGCAGUGUUGGGAGGAGAGGAGGGGAGAAGGGGGAGGAGGGGGAGAAGGGGGAGGAGGGGGAGGAGGGAGUGGAAAAUGGGCUGUUUGAAAAGGGCGUGGGGGGAAGAGGAGGCGGAGGAGGGGAGGGAGAGGAGGGUGUGGUAAUGGAAGUGGAGGUGAGAGGAGUGGUGCUGGGGGAGGGGUGGGGGGUGGAUGAUGUAGCAGCAACGGUGGAAGCAGCUUCUGGCGUGCUGAUGAGGGCCAAGGGAUUCCGGCAAUUGUACCAGGAGGCAGAGGGGGCGCGGGUGCUGGGGGCAAUGAGGGCCGCAUGGGAGGGGCAGACGGAGGAAGGAGAUGAGGGAGGGGAGGGGAAGGAGGCAGGAGCAGAAGGCAUUGCAGGGAUGGACGGAGAUCUGCCUGAGGGUGGCUUGAAGAUUGGAGGGAUCAGUGAUUGUAAUGGUGGGCAGAAGAAGGCAGGAGGGAAGAAGAGGAAGCGAGGGAAGUCUGGAAAGGGGGUGGUAGCAGAAGAAGCAGCAGCAGCCGCUGGAGAGUUGGCAAAACUAGGAGGGGAGAGUGAAAUAGGUUCGGCUGCUCCAGGUGCCCUGGUUGGGCCCCGAGGCUGUGAGCCAGGUCCGGCGGCUAUAUCCGCCCUGAAUCACACGUGCAUGGGGCGGCGUUGGACGGCAGUGUACAGCGAUAGAAUCAUAUCUCCACCCUCCAACACCGAGGCUACUGUAGGUGGUAAUGGAUCAGCACAAGGUAGGAGUACUGUUGGGUGCACCUCUGCUGCGCCUGCAGUGGCUGCUGCUGCUGCUGCUGCUGCUGAUGCUGCUGCUGCUGCGCCUGCAGUGGCUGCUGCUGCUGGGGAUGUGCCAUUGGAUGGUGGAUCUCGCAAUGGUGGUGUAAUCAACGGUGGUGAUUCAGCCGUUGGUGGCUCUACCAGUGCUGCUUGUGGUGGUGGUAGUGGGGAUGCGAGACCUGCUGGUGGUGACAGCUGUCAACCUGGUGGUGGGAACACUGGCGCUCCCAGGCUGGAGCGGCGAACAGAAGGGGAUAAGGAGGCGGAGGAGGAGUCUGAGGGAGUGAGAGGCGAGGUUUGGGAUGAGGGAGUGAGAGGAGGAGAUUCGGAGGAGGGGGUGAGAUGGGGAGAUGGUGAUGGAGCGAGAGGAGGGGGUUGGGAUGAGGGAGUGAGAGGAGGAGAUUCGGAGGAGGGGGUGAGAUGGGGAGAUCGUGAUGGAGCGAGAGGAGGGGGUUGGGAUGAGGGGGUGAGAGGAGGGGAUCGAGAUGAGGGAGCGAGAGGAAGGGAUAGAGGAGGGAGGCGUGACUUUAUAGUCAACCCGGAAGGAGGAUGA